Messenger RNA from Haemonchus placei, 1065 nucleotides. The record is from the annotation of a GenBank genome assembly. Lineage: Eukaryota; Metazoa; Nematoda; Chromadorea; Rhabditida; Trichostrongylidae.
AUGCACAAGGCAACCAUAAGCGAUCGACGCCUGUUCGCCGAAAGCUACGACGCCGUCUCACAGGCCAGGGAUCCGGACGAUUGGCUAACACACAAGUUGAGGAAGGUCAGAAGUAAACGCGAACUGGAACCUGAUCAAAUGCAACGACGUAAUCAGGAGAAAAUGCUCCUGGAGGAGUUGAAAAACGCCCACGACGAGAAAGAUGCACAACGAGGUGGUCCACGAGACGAAACGCAAUACACCGUUGAAGGUGUUGGAACGCGAGAUCCUUUGGCAGAGUAUCGACGUGAGGAACAACGUUUGAAAAACACGAACAGUCCGUUUGAAGACAUGCCCAGAAGAUCUGAACAUGUGCUUGGCAAUUCCAGACGAGGUCGCCUUCGUAGCAAGCCUCCAACACCUCCACCUCGUGAUCGUAGUCGCAGUCCAGCAAGAAGUGAACGAGCAACGCCAAGUAUCGAGAGCUACAACUAUCGCAAUCACAAUGGUGUCCAUGAUUCGAAUUCGCAUGAUUUCUCAAAUCUCAACACUAUCGUCUAUGGCAACUCUACGGCAACACCAUAUACAUCGAAAUCCGAGCAGCAUAUCCCGAACGGUCAUCUGCCAUCAUCAACAGGCCGUCGUGAGCCUGCAAGCGGUAUCCUUCGCGGAAUGUCGCACCAAGAACAGCGUCCCGAAUCGCGCCCCACCCUUCAACGUCGUCAAUCCUUUGGUACCGAACGGCCACCGUUCCAAUACGCUGACACCACUAUACAACGUAACCCUAAUGAACCACCCAAAUACAUCUCAGGACAGGAGCGUGUCGCAGCAGCUAUCUAUCGAGCUGAAACACCCCAGCGGGAACUCUACGCCAGUGGAACCAUACACCGAUCUGAGACGCCCAAUCGGUACUUCCCCGAAAAUGGAAAGGCUUUUCAGAGCACAUUCGGUCGCAGUGAAACACCAGCGUUUCCGAUUUUACGUGAAACGCCCGUGCCUUUUCAUCCUCUCCUCUAUGGCCAAAAUGGCACCAGUCGACAAGAUCUGGAAUCAUCAAAUACGCUCAACUACAGGUAUAUUGAUUAG